Molecule: messenger RNA, 1364 nt
Organism: Anopheles funestus (African malaria mosquito)
Lineage: Eukaryota; Metazoa; Arthropoda; Insecta; Diptera; Culicidae
Product: beta-1,3-glucan-binding protein-like
Exons: 2
Coding region: 171-1334 (387 amino acids)
Biological process (GO): carbohydrate metabolic process
Molecular function (GO): hydrolase activity, hydrolyzing O-glycosyl compounds
Source: RefSeq, a predicted model, not a curated record
CACUCCCUGUAGUUGGGACUUAUCAAACAUCACAGUGUCAAUAUCAGAAAAGAUCAAUAAAAUAUUUUUAUUGAGCUAUCAUUGCCAUAUAAAUACCAUUCGUUUGUGAGGACAGACGGAACUCAGUAUUAAGCCGCGUACGAGAGCAGAAAUUGAACGAAGUUAAAAACAUGAACUUGUGUUGCGUUGCAUUUGGUGUUUUGAUAACCGUGGUGUUAGCGAACCCAGAUCCAAAAUGUUCGAUUUCUCUUACAACUGCUAGUGGCACGAGAGUGAAACCCGGACCUUACUGUUCGUGGGACCUUAUUUUUGAAGACAAUUUUAAUUUUCUUGAUUUUGAAACAUGGGAACAUGAAAACACGCUUAGUGGAGGAGGUAACUGGGAGUUCCAAUGGUAUCAGAACAACCGUUCCAACUCUUACUGUGAAAAUGGUAUCUUUUACAUCCGCCCGACUCUCCUAGCCGACGACACCGGUGAGGCGUUCUUGAGCAGCGGUACCUUGAACAUCCAUGGUGGGGAGCCAGCCGAUCGGUGUACAAAUCCUGCUAACUUUGGAUGUGAGCGUACCGGCACUCCGACGAAUCUGAUCAACCCGAUCAAGAGUGCACGUGUUCGCACGGUGGAAUCUUUCAACUUCAAGUACGGAACGAUGGAGGUUCGUGCCCGAAUACCCACUGGAGAUUGGCUUUGGCCUGCUGUUUGGUUGUUACCGAAGCGACAGGUGUAUGGAACGUGGCCCGCAUCGGGGGAGAUCGAUCUGUUGGAGUCGCGCGGUAACGAAGACUAUCGUGGAUCGAAUGGAGUUCAUAUCGGUACUGAGCAGUUCGGAUCUACACUUCACUUCGGACCGACUCCCAGUCUGAAUGGAUGGGAAACGACGGUUGCAUACAAAAAUUCUCCAGCAGGACAGGGAUGGAAUACGGGAUUCCACAACUAUCAGCUCACCUGGACACCCGAUUACAUCCGUUUUUCGGUUGACAACCAGGUCGUCAGACAGAUUGAUGCCGGUACUGGAUUUUGGAACCGAGGAAACUUUGGUAACAUUGCACCAGGAACUGAGAAUCCAUGGAUGCAUGCAACGCGUAUGGCUCCGUUCGAUCAGGAGUUCUACAUAAUCCUGAACUUGGCAGUUGGUGGAACGAACGGAUUCUUCCCUGAUGUUCCACCGGCGACCAACGGCAAUCGGGGUAAGCCGUGGACAAACAUCUCGCCGACUGCUGCCCGUGACUUCUGGAAUGGACGUAACUCUUGGCUUCCGACGUGGCGCAUGACUAACAACCGGGGCAAUGAUACUUCAUUCCAAAUCGAUCACGUGCGUGUUUGGGCUCUUUAAUAUAUGCGAAUAAAUGUUAAAACAGUAAAA